GAAAAUUUUAAUUCAUAUUGAUUAUUAUAAAUAUGAAAUUUCUCGGUCUUCUACUCCUAAUCACCUAUGUGUCUGCUUUUCCCAGCGGAGCACCUGAAGAGGCUUGUGAGGACUUAACACCUUUGCAUUUAGUUAGUCCACAAACUUCGCCUUUUCCAUAUACUGUUGAAGUUACUAAAGAUGGUGAUAACUAUAAAGUAACCCUCUCCGCUACUGGAGAUGAUGUCUUCAGAGGAUUUCUUAUGCAAGCCAGAAGAGGAACUGACAGAACACCAAUAGGAAAAUUUGAAGGCUUUAACAACGAAUCUACUGGUUUGACUUGCAACGGAGGAACAGAUAACAGUGCCACCCAUGCUAACGCUGUUAGUAAAAAGUCCAUUUCUGUAACUUGGAAUCCAAAUGGAGCAAAUACAGAUAAUGUUCAAAUUUUCGUUUCGGUAGUUAGAUUAUUCGAUACCUUUUGGGUUAGAUUUCCUGCAUCACUGCCAUGAAGAUUUUUAAAAAAGAUGAUAAAUUGAUUAAACUAUUUAAAAAAAACAUAUAAAAAAUGGCUUUUGUAAUUUCAAAUUGUUUCUAGCAUACAAAUAGACAAGUGUAUAUAUCGUAAAUAUACAGUAUUAAUAUACAUAUACAUAUAUAUUA
Messenger RNA from Dimorphilus gyrociliatus, 642 nucleotides. NCBI's taxonomy places the organism in Eukaryota, Metazoa, Annelida, Polychaeta, Dinophilidae. The record is from the annotation of a GenBank genome assembly.